AUGUCACCAAUGGUGGGACAACCAGAAUAUGGUCAGAACGAAGAAAAUAAGAGUCUAAGGAAAUCUCUCAAGCGACUCCGCAAGAUGUUGUUACCAAGAACGAGUUUGAGGAAAAAACUCUUAUCAGAUGUCAUUCCCCCAAACGAUAUAGGCGGAUCGUUUGAUGAUACUGGAGCUCUAGAGAAUGUGAAAGAAAGAUUGAAAGAGUUGGUGAUGUCUUCCUCUUCAAAGACCAGAAUUAUUUGA
Molecule: messenger RNA, 246 nt
Organism: Eruca vesicaria subsp. sativa (arugula)
Lineage: Eukaryota; Viridiplantae; Streptophyta; Magnoliopsida; Brassicales; Brassicaceae
Source: the annotation of a GenBank genome assembly